Messenger RNA from Cladophialophora bantiana CBS 173.52, 456 nucleotides. RefSeq lists its product as uncharacterized. The coding region runs from base 1 to 456 and encodes 151 amino acids. The record is from RefSeq and is a predicted model, not a curated record. Lineage: Eukaryota; Fungi; Ascomycota; Eurotiomycetes; Chaetothyriales; Herpotrichiellaceae. The transcript has a single exon.
AUGGCGCCGCGACACAUAUCCAGAGUCGUCAAGUUCGAUAUAUCAACGGAGAGACUGACUCAAUCUGCUCCAAAGAGAGUGCAUCUCCUCAAUUGCCGGGAACCCUCUAAUUGUCCCACUUUGUCUUUGGACGGAAGUGGCGUAUGGAAUGGUAGUGCCACUGCUUGGGAAAAAGAGGAUCUAGUGACCAAAUAUGGUGUUCUAGCUCCUAGAGACUGUAAUCUCUAUGGGAGGGGAGGCUUACAGACAACAAAUGACACCAGGAAGGAGGAAGGUUCAAAUCUUCCGAGUUUAAAUCUCCUUCAGCUUCCGUACCUUGGUCAUCAACGACGGUCCUCAGCACCGGAAGCACUGGAGAACAAGACGGAACCACGCAUCCAACGUUCAAGGGCGAAGCAUUAUCGCCUAGCAAACGGGAAAUCCGUCAAAGUGAAGAUGCCUUCCACAGACGUUUAA